UAAAGUGUCCAAACGUAUUAAUAUUUUAGUUUUUCCUUCUCGUAAAUAUUGUAGAAAUUUCGUAUACGAGAAUUACUAGUGGGCAAAAGCCCUAUCGAUAAAUAUGAGUAUCAGAAAAUUAUUGUGUUGUUUCAUUUGCAAUCGUUGUCCUGAUUCCGGGGACACUUCGUCUACCGUAUCGAACGAGGCGAAAAAUAAUAAAAACUAUUUAAAAUCAGGGAACGGUCUCAUUGAUUGGAUACGUUUGGGCAACUCGGGGGUUGAUCUGACCGGGGUCGGCGGCCGCGUGCGGAUGAUACACCCUUCAGAACUCAAGCAACACAAUACUAAAAAUGACGCAUGGCUGGCAAUUCGAGGACGCGUUUAUAAUAUAACGCAGUACCUUCCUUUUCAUCCAGGAGGAGCAGAGGAACUAAUGCGCGGAGCUGGCAGAGAUGCGACGGAAUUAUUUGACAAAAUUCAUCCAUGGAUCAAUUACGACUCUCUCCUCGUCAAAUGUUUGGUCGGUACACUCCGCGUCGAAACUCAAGACAUAUUUUUCGACGCGAACGAUUCUUUUCCUGAAUCCGACCUUCUCUUACCUUCGUCAGUAACUCGAGAGAGAAUCGUCAUUAGAAACCAAUUAACAAAUUACACAACUCCUCCAAGAAAGAAACAACCGCUUAUCCCAGAAGAUGAUUUUCUAGAUGCGCUCAACACAAGUGUAGAACUUGAAGAAUUAUCUUUACCCGGAUAUCUUGGAAGUUUAAAAGUGUUUAAAAAAGAAAUGCCUCCAGAAGAUGUACCGCCAGCUCUGUUCUACGAUUGGGAGCAAACUAUUAAUCAAUUAACUAUCACAGUGUAUACAGGUCCUUUGAGCAAUCCGGGCGCAUAUUCGCGUGUUACGGAACGUAAUUUGCUCAUCGAAGUUACGAUAAACGGUUGGUUGCGGACCAUUAAGGUAUUAUUAGAAGAAAAUGUACAAGAGCAGUUGCAAACCAAAGUGUGUUAUCAUAGCGGAAAAAUAGAGAUAAAAGCACAGAAAAUAGAGAUUAAAACAUGGAAGAGUUGCGGCGAAAUAAUCAUAGGCUCGCCGACUAAAAUGACAUCACAUAAAAUACUCGACUACAAAGUAGUUCGUAAUAAUAUGUUAACUCACGAUAGUUGGAUGUUGACGAUGGCUCCACGCACUGGAUGUAUUGCUUUACCUCUCGGACAUCACAUAAGAGUUCACCAGACUAUAGCUGGCUCCGAAUACGUAAGAUCUUAUACUCCAGUAAACGAGUACUGGGAUGAAGAAACCGCAAACACUGGAGAUUUACGUCUUGCAGUAAAACGGUAUGACAAUGGCAUCCUUUCUCCGAUGCUCACCUCACUGAAUCCCGGGGAAAUACUCAAAGCUGCAGGACCGUAUGGCACAUUUCAACUACAUAGAUUGAAAUCUACGAAAACAAUAUAUCUAUUAGCAGCUGGGACAGGAAUUACGCCAAUGCUUGGCCUUAUUACAUUUAUGCUGACGAGAUCUAACCCCAAAUGUGAUAACGUUCAUCUAUUAUACUUUAAUAAGACAGAAAAAGAUAUCAUGUUUCAUGACAAAAUGACACUGUUGGCAAAUGAAGAUAAAAGAUUCAACGUAAUCCACAUACUUUCAAAUGCCGGUGACACGUGGAAAGGUCGUAAAGGACGUAUUAGCGCGAAAAUUCUGCCAGAAAUAUUUGGAGAGCAUACCAUAGACUACGAUGAUGACACGAGUUUUGCUUGUAUCUGUGGACCAAAAGAGUUUACCUUCAUUUCUCUCAGUAUUCUAAAAAAUCUAGGAGUGGAAGAGAGCUUCAUACAUGUUUUUAUAGGUUAAAUGUUACUAAAUACUGAUACAGUAUGCAUUUUUUAUUUAAAAUUUCUAUAAUGUGCU
Molecule: messenger RNA, 1891 nt
Organism: Papilio polytes (common Mormon)
Lineage: Eukaryota; Metazoa; Arthropoda; Insecta; Lepidoptera; Papilionidae
Product: cytochrome b5 reductase 4-like
Exons: 9
Coding region: 104-1834 (576 amino acids)
Biological process (GO): generation of precursor metabolites and energy; superoxide metabolic process
Cellular component (GO): endoplasmic reticulum; mitochondrion
Molecular function (GO): oxidoreductase activity; heme binding; FAD binding
Source: RefSeq, a predicted model, not a curated record